CGUCUCUUGCGUUACAUCGGUUAGAAGUUUGCUGCACAGUUCAUAUUACUUGUUGGCUUGCCUGAAGGACGCUACCGAAUAAGCAGCAUUAUAAAAGUAGAUUCUGGGUCAUAAAACGUACGAAAUAUACCUUGAAACUUGACUAAUAAUAACGAGGGAUAAUAAAGGAGUAAUAAUGGGGAAUUUCUGAGAAAUACUAGGGAGAUUCCAUAAGAAGUGUCGCUAUGUAUAUGGGCGAAAAAAUCAAGUUGUGGCUUUUUUCCCAACGCCAUGGGAAUGGCAGGUUUUUUGUGAAUUUUCCCGUCAAGUGGAAAUGUCUAGAAAUUAACUACUUGACCUUCCUCAAAAUUACCACUGUAUUGUCUAUCCCCCGGAUCUUCCUCUGAGUUGUCUACCUUUUCCUUAUAUUAGUCCUUCAGGUGGUUAAAUAUUAGUGUAAUUAACAGACUAGUCCACUAAAUAGUCGAUAGUUUUUACCUAUAGGUGAUAAUUGGACGUCAACAUUUUACUGAUAGAUAUGGUUCUUUAACCAUUCCGAAAAAUAGAAAGAACGUAAUUAGUGUGAGGACUAUUAAGCAUAUUUAUUCAUGAAGAAUGAUCUCUAGUUCAAACAAAGUAAUAAUGCAUACCAGGGUUUACCUGCUAUUCCUAGGUCGGUUGAACGUACUCUAUGCAGUCGAGAAAAUGGAACUUUGUACCAAUCCUAGUUUAGUAAUCCCAUAUGGAUCUCAUUCUUCAGGGCAGUGUGGUUAUUGUAAAAAUAGUUCUAAUGACAAAAAGACUAAUUGGGGUAUGAUGGCUGAACGACUUACUGUUUCAGAUUAUCAAUAUAUGAUCGAUCGAGGAUGGCGUCGAUCAGGUACUUACUGUUAUAAACCUUUAAAUGAUGUUACUUGUUGUCCAUCAUAUACUAUUCGAUGUGAUGCAUUACAUUUCCAUUUAAAGAAAUCACAUAAAAGAGUGUUGAAAAAUAUGUACAAUUUUUUAAAGUUUGGACAGUUACCUCAUGAAAAAACAUCUCAUCAAAAAGAGGAUCUUAAUAAUCUUAGAACGGAUGAUCAUCGUAUGUUUGUUCCUGAGGGAAAAUCGAUGCCUGUUUUAUCAUUUAAAAAUGUCACCACAGUUCAACAGAAUGAAGAGAAAACUAAAAACCAAACAAAUAUAUAUCAAACAGAUUGUUUCGGCGAUAAAAUAUCAUCAUCAACAGAAAAUGCCCCUAGUACACCACAUUGUACAUUAAAUACAUCAAAUGGUAGUAAUAAUAAUAAUAAUGUGGAAUUUCAAAGCAUUCCAUCAGGUGAUAAAAUUCAAAGUUCAUCGUCGCAUGGCAGUCACAAAAUGAAAGCUCAUCUUCGUCGUUGGAUAGCUAAACAAGAACAUUUACGUCAUAGAAGCCUAAAAGAAAAUCGUUCAUUUGAAAUUUUACUUCAGGAGUACUAUGAAAGACGUCAGAAACGUUUAGAUAAAAAUAAACCAAAGGAAGUCGAAGAUUUUCUACAAUCUGAACCAAACAAAGGAGAAGGAAAGCACUUUAUCGAAAUUCGUUUAAUACGUACAUCUUCACCAACAGAUAACGAUUAUGAAUCUCGUAUAAAAUUAUCUCAUAGAAUUUAUGAACAAUAUCAAAUUCAUAUACAUAAAGAUGAGAAAGAAGAUUGUACUUGGGAGAAAUUUCAACGUUUCUUAGUUAAAUCUCCAUUAGUAUUGGACGAUUUUGAAUGGAAUUCAACUUCACCAAUGUUUGGUUCUUAUCAUCAACAAUAUUGGCUUGAUGGUGAAAAAUUAAUUGCUGUCGGUGUUAUCGAUCUACUUCCACGAUGUCUUUCAUCUGUUUAUGUUUUCUAUGAUCCGAACUAUUCAUUUCUUCAUCUUGGUACAUAUACUGCUUUACGUGAAAUUGCAUUUGUUCGUUAUUUAUCUAAUACUUAUGGUUUAAAUUCAAUUCAAUCCGAUGUAUUAUAUCAAAAUUUUAAUUCAUAUUAUAUGGGUUAUUAUAUUCAUUCAUGUUGUAAAAUGUCAUAUAAAUCACAAUAUGGUCCUGCUUAUUUAGCAUGUUCUGAAACCUAUAAUUGGAUACCUAUUAAUCAUUGUAUACAAUUAUUAAAUCAAUUAAAGUUAAAUAAUCAUUAUACAAGAUUUUCAUCUCUAUCUUCAAUUGAUAUAAAUUCAAUUCCUGUUACUAUGGAUAUAGAUACAUUAGAUUCACAUAUUUAUUUUUAUAUAAAGUACAAUGAUAAUACAUCAUCAUCGUCAUCGUCGAAGACAAUCAGUAGUAAAGAAGAUUUCAUGAAUCAUACACCAGUAUCUCUUUAUAAUUUACGUUCAUAUUUAAAUAAACAAGUUAUUCCUAUAUUUCGUGAAUGGGCUAAAUUAUUAGGUAAACGUGUAUUAUCUGGACAUUUUCAAAUUAUUAUACAUUCGAAUUAAUAAUAAUAAUAUGAUGAUGAUGAUGAUAAUAAUAAUAAUGGUUACCAUGGUGAUCACAACUAAUGUGAAGAAUAAAUAGACAAUAAUACUUGGUAAGGAUUAUGUUUGAUAAUUAUUUAUUUAUUUAUUAUUAUUAUUAUUAUUGCUACUUAAUUAAUAUUUUUUUAUCGCUGAACUGAUGUCAUUUCCCCACGCCACGCCACCCUACCCCCCGAAAAAAAUAACGAUCAUCAUUAUACAUGAAAAAAGAAACCAGGCAUUUUUGGCAAUAUAAUUAUGUUAUUGUGUUUCAUUUUAAAACGAUAUCCAUUUUUUCUUUGUAAACUAAUUCAUACAUAUACCGCGGUCUAUAUCAACAGUAGUAGUAGUUAAUGAAUCACUUACAGAAGUGUAAAUGAUAUUGUAGUGUAUACUACUGAUAUCGAUAGAUAUAAGUAGUAGGUAUCAUCAAUAGACAGUGAAAUACUUGAUGGCAGAUGGUUAAGAAGAGAACGAGAACAGAGAAUGAUUGAUAUGGAAAUGAAGGGACAAUGAAGUUUGAGACGAUUAAUUGACAUUUUACAAAUACAGUAUUUAUUGUAUGGUUCUUAGAUUCCGUAAUUUUAUAUUCAAAUACAUUUGGUUGUUCCUAUUUGUGUUCUCGUUCAUUACAAUAGAAGUAUUUACAGUACGAAAUUGUUUUGAAUGUUAUACGUGAUUAUUAAAUGGUGAAACACGCCAAAUAAAUAAUUAAGUUAACAUAUGUACUAUCUUUUUUACGAUAUACGAUUAAAUAAAUCCGUUGGUGGAUACGGAAG
This is a messenger RNA of Schistosoma curassoni, 3224 nucleotides long. The record is from the annotation of a GenBank genome assembly. Lineage: Eukaryota; Metazoa; Platyhelminthes; Trematoda; Strigeidida; Schistosomatidae.